Messenger RNA from Scutellospora calospora, 204 nucleotides. The record is from the annotation of a GenBank genome assembly. NCBI's taxonomy places the organism in Eukaryota, Fungi, Glomeromycota, Glomeromycetes, Diversisporales, Gigasporaceae.
AUGACGGCAAUGAAACGUCCAAUUCAUACGAGUGCUUUAGUAGAUUAUGUAAUACCCGAUGCACUUAUUUCUGACGUGGUUUCAAUCAAAAAUGUUAAUGAUAAUAUUGAUGGUGUUACUAGCUUUACAACAGGGCCGCAAGGUGGUAUUACGCACUGGAGACAGACUAUAUUUCUUCUUGAACAUGGAAUUCAUGUUAAAGAG